AAAUUGAAAAGCUCUGAAAAUUCUUCUUCAUUAUAUCACUAGAGGCACAAAAAACAAUAAAAAAUAAUUUCAAAUUUCUAGCACAGCGUAAAUAAUCUUGAAGGGUUAAUGAGGUUUGGGAGAGUGUUUUAAUAGUUGAGUUUAUAAUUUCUGAAUUUCUGUAUGAAAUUUGUUGGAUUAGUUGGAGAGAGAGAGAGUGAGGAAGGUCUCUUUUGGGACUUAGUUUGGGAAGAUAGGUUUGGAGGUUUCUGACUAAAGUUGCUUAGAAUGGCGGAAAACUCCGGUAGUGAUAAAGAACUGAGGUCACUGGCUCUAACACUAACAUGGUCUGUUGCUACCGUGUUGACAAUAUUUGUGGUAGUUUCUUUGGUUGUGGAACACUCAAUUCACCGCCUGAGCAAUUGUUUGCGGAAAACCAACAGAAAACCUUUGCUUGCAGCUGUAGAGAAAAUGAAAGAAGAGUUAAUGCUGCUUGGCUUCAUAUGCCUCUUUCUAACAGCCACCUCAAGCACAAUCGCCAAUAUUUGGAUUCCAUCAAAGUUCUACGAUAGCACUUUUGCUCCUUGUACCAGGUCUGAAAUUGAUCAACAACUUGAAGAUGAUGGUUCCAAGGAGCGAAAACUUUUGAUGAGUCCUGUUUCUCACUCAUUUAGGAGAAUUUUGAAUAGCAUGAAUCGAAAUACCUGCAAAGAGGCAUGUGAAUUAUCCAUAUCUGAUUCUAGCGAUCAUGAGCCUUUUGUGUCAUAUGAAGGUCUUGAGCAGUUGCACCACUUCAUAUUUGUCAUGGCUAUCACACAUAUAUCCUACAGUUGCUUAACAAUGUUGCUGGCAAUUGUGAAGAUUCAUAGUUGGAGGGCAUGGGAAGAAGAAGCUCAUAUGGACCGACACAAUUCAUUACACAGUAAGGCAAACUAGUAUUUUUAAUUUAAAUUCAUCUCCUAAGAGAUCUACAAGAUCUACUGCAUAUUUAGAGAAUAUAUCAGAGCCAGAUCGAGGAAGCAAUCAACAACACAUGCUUAGUUGCAAAGUCUGUAUUGCGUAAUCGCGGUAAAAUCCAUACUCUACUCCAAAGAGUAUAGAUCUACAUCAAUUAUUCCCAAGCAAUCAGUGGAAUUUGCUAUCUGAUGACAUUGAAGAAGCUAUAUAUCUCAACUAGGAGAUCUACAUCUGCGUAUUUAGAGAAUAUAUCAGAGCCAGAUCGAGGAAGCAAUCAACAACACAUGCUUAGUUGCUAACUCUGUAAGUAUUUACUUCCAUCUCACUGCCUAGCUAUCUUUUUCUUCUGUUUUCUCUCUUCACUUCUUUUCUUUUCUCUUUUUUGGAUGAUUUCGUAGUAUUGGUUAUGGUACAAGGUGUACAACUUACGAUCUAUGCUUGCACCCUUCUCCAGGUAUUGCAUGAUUUGCAUCGUUGUGGUGAAAUCCAUACUCUAUUCCAAAGAAUACAGAUUUACAUUAAUU
Rubroshorea leprosula is the source of this 1460-nucleotide messenger RNA. The record is from the annotation of a GenBank genome assembly. NCBI's taxonomy places the organism in Eukaryota, Viridiplantae, Streptophyta, Magnoliopsida, Malvales, Dipterocarpaceae.